This is a messenger RNA of Cryphonectria parasitica EP155, 1986 nucleotides long. RefSeq lists its product as uncharacterized. The transcript has 3 exons. Gene Ontology annotation, biological process: spindle pole body localization; nuclear pore organization. Gene Ontology annotation, cellular component: nuclear pore transmembrane ring; spindle pole body. The coding region runs from base 1 to 1965 and encodes 654 amino acids. Gene Ontology annotation, molecular function: spindle pole body-nuclear membrane anchor activity. NCBI's taxonomy places the organism in Eukaryota, Fungi, Ascomycota, Sordariomycetes, Diaporthales, Cryphonectriaceae. The record is from RefSeq and is a predicted model, not a curated record.
AUGGCUCCUGUCAGGCGGGCUCCGUAUAAGGACUUUUUGCAGGCAUCACUGCAGCGACGCUUCUCUUCUACUACCACCAUCCUUCUGGUCAUCGCAUAUGUCGAGUCCCUUCUUUUCGCCGUCUGCAGGUCUCCUAGGGCGAUCUUCUCCAGCUGGUGGUCUUUCUUUUGGUUAAUUUUCCCAAUUGGCCCGACCGGCAUACGAGCAUUCUUCAUCUUCCUCUGCGGCCUUACCGUGGUCAUCCUGAGAAUCGCCCAAUACCAUGUGGGCAUACGAACCUCGAAUUCCGGCUAUCAGACGUUCUUGAAAUAUGCUGCCACCUCGCAGACACUGGAGGCCAUCGUGUCGUACACGGUGUCGUCUCUGCUGUUUAGCCAGGUUUACUUGUGGACUUCGACGGCAAACGACCUCAGUUGGGUCGUGAUCCAGUCGGGUGACAGGGCACGGCUGAACGAGAAGCCCAUCUUUUACACCGUCCACUGCCUGCUGUUUGGCCUGCUACAGGGCAUACUGCACAUCUAUCGCGACGAUGACAGGCUUCUCCUGCGACCCGUCAAGCUCAAGGAGGAACAGCCAGCAGCAACAAAUGACAAGGUCGCCUGGCAGACACGUCUCAGCAACGACGUGCCUGCUCUUGCGAGUCUGGCCGCCAUGCAAUCGGUAGCGGCCCUUGUCUUUAGCGGUAUUCUAUACCACGCGGCUAAGCUUCCAGACUUCAUGUCAGGCAUGACGCUCCGCGCUUUGGCAUGGCGCACUGCCCUCGCGUUCUUCCGGACGUUUUACACUUUGCCCAAGACCAACAUGGUCCCUGCCACCCUGGCUAGUGUAAACGCUUGGAUGUGGUUGCGCUGCUUCUCCACUGGCUUCAUGCUGCUGUUCAUGUGGCUCGCCGGCAUCAAGAUGUUCUCGAUGUUCCUGGUCCGGCCGCCAUUGAAGCUAGGGAAUCCCUUGACUUCCGAGUCUAAAGAUCCCAACGGAAGUUUAUUGAACGGCCUGAAGAGCAAGAAGCUGCAUAUCAAGUCUUUUGCUAUGUGGGAGCUCGCCCUGAUCGCUAGGGAUUUUGGGCCUCGACGAAAGGCUAUCUACCAAGACAUCGACAGGAAGGAUGGACCAGCGUGGUCCCAGGUCUAUGCGCUGUGCCACAACAUCGUCAAGGAGAUGGAGGCCAGAAUUGAUGACUGUGGCAAGGCGCCGACACCCCCUUCAAAGGAACUUGUGCCAGCUGCAAAUGGCCCCAAUGCUGCGACAGAACGGUCUUUGCAGGUCAGCAAUGACCCUAUCCUCCUGUCUACGCCGACCAAGAAGAGCAAAAUCGAAAACAUCAUCGGAAAAGUCGCGGUACGGUCGCCUGGCCAAGAGCCACGGCUAAGUCCUAUUGUGCAGAAGGGGUACUUCCAGGCCAAGGGAGUGGUACAGGAGGUGGCAAGGCAGGCGACCAGCUCGGACGAUCUGCACAGCCCGAUACAGAAAUGGACAAGACAGUUUCUGAAGUCGCCAUUCGGCAAGCCUUUUAGGAAUACGCUUGACCAGAGACUCACUGUCGCUGUGCUGGGUGCGCCGUACGCGGAGCCAAGCCUCUUUAUCAAUGCCAUAUCUGCAGUGACCAAGCUGGCGCUGCACAGCCUGGCGGAGGACAACUAUGGAAAUGUGCAGCGCGAUGUUUCGACCAUCAUCCGGAGCUUCACAGCGCUGACGGUGAAGCUAGAGAAGUUCAGGGACGAUUUCCCCGCGCACUGGACAGAGCUUGACGCUUCUAGGGAGAGCCCGGUGGUAGAUGCGGUCUUGGAGACGCUGAAGGAGGCUCUGCGGCAGCUUAUCGAAAGUUUUGGCCCGUACGCACGGGAUAUCAGGUUGACCUUUGCGGAUAUGCGACAGGCGCGGGAUGCAGCUGGAAUUCCUCACAGGGCCAGGGAGACGGCUGCGAUCGAGGCUGCACGGCCACCAGAAAGGCGACAGGUGCGAUGAUGAAAAGGUUGGCUGGCAGUC